Messenger RNA from Solenopsis invicta (red fire ant), 1961 nucleotides. RefSeq names its product tRNA-specific adenosine deaminase 2. The coding region runs from base 634 to 1611 and encodes 325 amino acids. NCBI's taxonomy places the organism in Eukaryota, Metazoa, Arthropoda, Insecta, Hymenoptera, Formicidae. The record is from RefSeq and is a predicted model, not a curated record. The transcript has 3 exons. Gene Ontology annotation, molecular function: tRNA-specific adenosine-34 deaminase activity; single-strand selective uracil DNA N-glycosylase activity; oxidized pyrimidine nucleobase lesion DNA N-glycosylase activity. Gene Ontology annotation, cellular component: cytoplasm; nucleus. Gene Ontology annotation, biological process: tRNA wobble adenosine to inosine editing; base-excision repair.
UACGCCUUCUACACUCAAACAUUCCGCAAGACAGGGAAAAACGAAGGCUGUAUUCGAUUUGACGCUUAUGGUGCUUGCAAGCAUCAUUUUUACAUUAAUAUUUGACGAAUAGGAAAUGCUGAUUGAAGCACUGUGAGCGUCAAAUGAAUGCAGUGGAAAUGUAGAACAAUAUAGAAAGUGUAACUGCACCUGUGUUUAUUCGUAUGCGUACGACUGAGAGGAUAACACGGGGUGAGUAGAGACUUCUUUUGUAUACCUGCGCAACGGAAUAUUUUCGGAAACAUUCGGAUGCAUUUCGCGAAUUUUAAACGCAACGAAAGAGAGAGAGAGAGAGAAAGAGACAUUAGGACUGCAUUUUUGCACACAAGCAAGAAGCAAGGUUCUCUUCCAGCUUUACCAGGCUUUACGCUUGUAGUAGUGUAGUGAUGUUUAUCGGUUAAUCUGAUAAAAGGCAAAAAGUUGUGCAGUUACUAUCAUCAUCGUAUCUCGAACAGAUUGAUUUUUUUAUUGAUAUAUGUGCAUCUUUAAGUCUUAAUAUAGUCAUUUGUAAGUUGUGCAUGUAACUUGAAUAUUAUUGAAACAAUAUUCAAGUAAAUCUCUCUUGAGUUCACAUCAAACUCUCCAAAAGUAAUCAUGCCACGUGCAAAGAGAGCCAGAGCGAAAAGCGACGAUAUACCAAGCGAAAAAAAGCUCAAACGAUCGAAUUCAAGUACUGUAGAUUAUAUGACACAAAUACAAACGACUUUGGGAAUUAAGGAAAACACGGAUGGAGACACAAAGGAAUGUGCAUCUGUCGAGCCUGCAUCUGUUGUUUCUGAUACAAAAGCAAAACGAGUUAAACAUACUUUUGCAACAUCUGCACCUAUCUCUGACAAAUUGCUAUCAAUUGAACAAGAACUUUAUACCAAAUUGCUGGAUGUUACUUUCCCAUCAUCUAUAGAGUAUAUUUAUAAUCCCCUUGAAUAUGCGUCCGAAACACAUGCCAUGUAUGUGCACAAGUAUUGUACUGGCGUAAAAAAGAUCCUGUUUGUCGGUAUGAAUCCUGGACCAUGGGGUAUGUCACAAACUGGGGUACCAUUUGGAGAAAUUAAUAUGGUGCGUGAUUGGCUCAAAAUUUCUGGCCCUGUUGGUAAACCUUUGAAAGAGCAUCCAGAUCGAAAAGUAGUAGGAUUUCAAUGUACCCGUAGCGAGGUCAGUGGACAGAGAUUGUGGAGCCUUUUCCGAGAUCUAUGUGGAACUCCUGAGAACUUUUUCCAAAAUGCAUACAUGCACAAUUAUUGCCCAUUUGCAUUCAUGGACGCCAAAGCUCGGAAUAUCACCCCAGCAGAAAUAAAGGGCGAAGGACAGAGGAUCUUACAUGAGGCAUGCGACAAAUCCCUGAUUGAAAUAAUACAACUCCUGAAAGCAGAGAUUGUUGUUGGCAUUGGUAGAUACGCUGAAAAAAGAGCUCAAAUUGCAGUUCAGACAGGAGGUCUUUCAGUACAGGUGAUGGUUAUGCGACAUCCCAGUCCAAGAGUUACAAAUAAUCAAAAUUGGAAUGAAACAGCUAAGCAGCAGCUCAUUGAAUUGGACUUACUCAAGUACUUUGAUAAAGAAAAUACUACAGUCUAAACUUUUUUUUUGCACAGGAUAUAAUUGUUUUUAAAGAUAUAAAUUUCAAAUUUUUUUUUUAUUUUUUUUAAGAUGACAUUUACAUUUUUUAUAAAGAACAACUGACGAAAGAGUUAAUAAUUUUAUAGAAAACUACCCUCAGUAUUAAGUUUUAAGACUACCUCAAACCCGCUAGUACAUAGUGUACAAUAUUAAAUAGUACUUAUUAUGGAUACUUUGGCAUGGAUGAACGUUGCGUUACAAAAAGCCGAGGAAUCUUUGAGAGCCGGUGAAGUCCCGGUUGGUUGUUUAUUUAUAUAUAAUAAUGAGGUUAUUGCGACGGGCAAUAAUACAGUGAAUGAAACUUGUAA